ACACACAUACAGAUACACGUAAUAGUUUGUUCUUUCUCUCGGCCGAGAAGGCAUUAAGUGUGUGUGUGUGUGUGUAUGUGUGUGUGUGUGUGUGUGAGUUUUUAUAUAUGUAUGUCUGUGUAAAUGCGAGUGUGCCAUCAUGAUUGGAAAACUACGCAUUCGUUGAAAAGUUCGGGCAUUUCCACCGGCCAGCUCAUCUCUCCGCAUUACCGAACUUUUUUGUCAUCAUCAACGUGUUAUCACGCUUUGUGCUCCCAGCUGUGUUGGUUUUAACGGUCGUGUGUUCACUAGUUGAGCAAAUUUUGCCGUGCAGUCAAGAGGAGGUAAAACCCAACCUUUUUUUUAAGGAGAAAGAAACGGAAAAAAAUCUAUGCGGUGCCAGGGCGGGAGAACGGCGAAAAAAAGGUGAUCUCUGCCUCAGGCUAUGUGACAUUCCAAUCAACCUGUUGGUUGCUGGAACCCGUUUUUUUUUCUCUUCUUCCUAGCUUCCACCUGAUUGCGUACACACAGGCCCCACUCCAUCGAAAAGGCUGUCGUGUGUGAAUUUCACAGCCCUCCGAAACCCAAAUUUCGUCAUUAUCGUGAUUGUGUUUUUUUUUUAAAUUUCAAAACAAAGCAUCAUCAUGGAUGAUGGAAACGGUCAGGUGACCUUCAUGUUCCAAGUUGGACUCGUUCGAGACUUUAUCUCCACGGAUGCCUCUCAGUUAACACUGAAAACGCUCAAAGAUUUGGCCUGCAAUUUUAUUAAUCAACGGUUCUUGGAUCAUGGCAUCCCACGACUCAACGAGUGUGUCAACCUCUUCCGGCACGAUUACACCAAGCCCAACAUUCUACAGCUCAUCAACUCCGCCUCGGAGAUCACUGACGACACGCUAGUCGAAAUUGUCCUUUCGGCCAACAUUCCCCAAGAUGGCGUGCAAAUCCGUCCGCAUCAACUCAACGUGCACUCGUACAAGUCGCCUGCCUUUUGCGACUUUUGCGGCGAGAUGCUCUUCGGUCUGGUCCGUCAAGGACUCAAAUGCGAAUUUUGCGGCCUGAGUUUCCAUAAACGAUGCGUCUACAAAAUUCCAAACAACUGCUCUUACACACGGAGCAGGCGAUCGUCGUCGUCAUUGACGCCGUCGCUUUUACCGCCACCUUCCAACGUCCUGCCUCGCAGUCCGUCCGAUUCCAUGUCCUGCAGUGAUGAAUCUAUUACAGUCAGCGUCAUGCGCAGUGUGUCCAACAGCCCGUCAAGCGGCAGCACAAGUCCGAGUAUUCAAAAGCACGGCAGGCCUUCCAUAAGCGCUGGCCGUCCUUUUUGGAUUGAAAAGGAAAUGGCUGGUCGCAUUAAAAUCCCGCACACGUUUGUCGUCCACUCGUAUACGAAGCCGACUGUCUGCCAUUUCUGCCGUAAGCUCCUUAAAGGCCUCUUCAAGCAAGGCCUGCAAUGCCGCGACUGUCGUUUCAACGUUCAUCGCAAAUGCAAAGACAACAUUCCCAACACGUGCACAGGCGAAGCUCCCAAGGAGCCGGGAGUUGAGACGGACACUGAGAGCUUAGAUGAACAGAUGGCUCCCAUGGCCGAUGGAGUUGACGAAGACAGUGACGAUGACAUUUCAAUGACCCACAGCCAUAACAUGCCAGAUGACUGUAUUCCUGAAGUGGCUGAUGACAUCACGAUCAAAAUUCGACCCAGCAGCCCAACCAUGAGUAGCAACAUCCCGUUGAUGCGAAUUGUCCAGUCGGUCAAGCACACCAAGAGGCGAGGCUCUAACGUCUUGAAGGAGGGUUGGAUGAUUCACUACACCAACAAAGACUCUUCUAGACGGAGACACUUUUGGCGGCUAGAUACCAAAUCCAUUACUCUGUAUCAAAACGAAACUGGAAAACACUUUUAUAAAGAGUUGCCGUUAUCAGAGAUCUUGGCCGUUGAGACCGCCAAAGACCGAAUGCACUGUUUUGAACUGAGGACGGCCAACGUCGACUACUACAUCGGGGAGGACCCCAACUUUGGCCAGAAAGAGAAUGGCAAUGCAGCUUCGGCCCUCCCGCAAGCCCUAGAGACAGGACUCGGUGUCCACUUGGCCAAAUCUUGGGAGACGGCCAUCCGCCAGGCUUUACUGCCCCUAACCAACAACUCGCAAGGAGCCGCCGCUUCCGCCUCCGCUCUGACAAAACCAGCUGCCGGGGAUAGCAAUGGUGACAGAGAACAAGAAAUCGGAUCGGAUAUCGGACAGGUCUAUCAAAUUUUCCCUGACGAAGUACUGGGAUCGGGCCAGUUUGGUGUUGUGUACGGAGGAGCACACCGCAAGACAAAUAGACCUGUGGCGAUCAAGGUCAUCGACAAGAUGCGGUUCCCCACCAAACAAGCUGACCAACUCAAAAACGAGGUCUGUAUUCUGCAGAACCUGUCACACCCAGGAGUUGUCAACUUGGAGCGCAUGUUUGAAACGCCCGAGCGCAUUUUCGUCGUCAUGGAAAAGCUUAAAGGCGACAUGCUGGAGAUGAUUCUCUCUAGUGAAAAGGGACGGUUGUCGGAGCGUAUCACCAAGUUCCUCGUCACCCAGAUUCUCGUUGCAUUAAAACAUUUGCAUAGCAAGAAUAUUGUCCAUUGUGACCUGAAACCAGAGAAUGUCUUACUAUCAACCAACGCCGAAUUCCCACAAGUGAAACUGUGCGAUUUUGGUUUCGCUCGUAUCAUUGGAGAAAAAUCUUUCCGCCGAUCUGUGGUCGGAACCCCCGCCUAUCUUGCUCCCGAAGUCUUGCGAAAUAAGGGCUAUAAUCGGUCACUGGAUAUGUGGAGUGUCGGUGUGAUCGUCUACGUAAGUUUGAGUGGAACGUUCCCUUUCAACGAAGAUGAAGAUAUCAACGACCAAAUUCAAAAUGCAGCCUUUAUGUACCCCCCUAAUCCUUGGAAGGAAAUCUCUUCCGACGCCAUUGAUUUGAUUGCCAAUGUUCUGCAAGUAAAACAGCGAAAGCGCUACACAGUGGACAAGUCUCUGAACCAUAUAUGGUUGCAGGAUUAUCAAACGUGGUGCGACUUGCGAGAACUCGAACGCCAAAUCGGUAUCCGCUACGCCACCCACGAAUCGGACGACGCCCGCUGGGAAGCCUACCGCCGAGAGCACGUGUUGGAUAACGGUGAUCACUUUAAUGCCUCUUACGGCAGACUCCGAAUUUAAUGUAGUGUGGGCCAAAAGAAAGAAAAACAAAACAAAGAGAUGACGUGAAACGGAAUAAAUAACAAUGGCGUGAAGGGGAAGGGAGUAAGUAGGUGGGGCGCGGUGUCUCUCUUUGUGUGUUGUUUUAAUUACAACGGUGGCCUUUUCCGUCGCGCUUAUUCGCUGUUACGCCCAAUUAUUUUGCUGUCUUCUAUAUCUAGAGAAAGGAGAAAAAGAAAAA
This is a messenger RNA of Daphnia carinata, 3384 nucleotides long. It is a transcript of the gene PKD, whose product is annotated as serine/threonine-protein kinase D1-like. Gene Ontology annotation, molecular function: protein serine/threonine kinase activity; ATP binding. The record is from RefSeq and is a predicted model, not a curated record. Gene Ontology annotation, biological process: protein phosphorylation. Lineage: Eukaryota; Metazoa; Arthropoda; Branchiopoda; Diplostraca; Daphniidae. The transcript has 16 exons. Bases 624 to 3164 code for a protein of 846 amino acids.